AUGCUGUCCGGGCCCUCCUUUGUGCUUCAGAACUACCACCCUGAGUGUGAGGCCGCCGUCAACACCCACAUCAACGUACACUUCCACGCCUCCUACGUGUACUCGUCCAUGGCCUUCUACUUCGACCGUGAAGAUGUGGCCCUGAAGCACUUCAGCCAGUUCUUCCUGCAGAGGUCAAACAAGGAGAAGGAGCACGCCGAGAGGCUGAUGAGGCUGCAGAACCAGCGCGGGGGCCGAAUCCGCCUGCAGGACAUCAGCAGUCCUCCCUGGGACGAAUGGGACAGCGGCCUGAGGGCCAUGGAGUGUGCCUUUCACCUGGCGAAGGAAGUGAACGACAGCCUGCUGAGUCUGCACCAGCUGGCCACCAAGAAGGGGGAUGGCCACCUGCGCGAUUUCCUGGAGAAUCACUACCUGCACCAACAGGUGAUGUUCAUCAAAGAGUUGGGGGACCACGUCAUCAAGCUGCGCAAGAUGGGAGCUCCGGAAUCCGGCCUGGCAGAGUACCUCUUUGACAAGCUCACCCUGGGUGACGGGAAGAAGAACUGA
Phyllostomus hastatus (greater spear-nosed bat) is the source of this 546-nucleotide messenger RNA. Its product is annotated as ferritin heavy chain-like. Gene Ontology annotation, biological process: intracellular iron ion homeostasis; iron ion transport. The transcript has a single exon. Bases 1 to 546 code for a protein of 181 amino acids. Gene Ontology annotation, molecular function: ferrous iron binding; ferric iron binding. The record is from RefSeq and is a predicted model, not a curated record. Gene Ontology annotation, cellular component: cytoplasm. Lineage: Eukaryota; Metazoa; Chordata; Mammalia; Chiroptera; Phyllostomidae.